Messenger RNA from Monopterus albus (swamp eel), 3025 nucleotides. RefSeq names its product bile acid-CoA:amino acid N-acyltransferase-like. The transcript has 14 exons. NCBI's taxonomy places the organism in Eukaryota, Metazoa, Chordata, Actinopteri, Synbranchiformes, Synbranchidae. Gene Ontology annotation, molecular function: fatty acyl-CoA hydrolase activity. Gene Ontology annotation, biological process: fatty acid metabolic process; acyl-CoA metabolic process. The record is from RefSeq and is a predicted model, not a curated record. Bases 277 to 1674 code for a protein of 465 amino acids.
CAAAACAACCCCUCCUCUUUGUAGCCACAUUAGCCGAGGCUGUACUCUCGAGCAGGAGCUUGUUCUUCUCAAAGAAGAAGUCAUUCUGCUGUUAAAGGUUUGCUGUGUUCCUAUCUGAUGUGGAACAUCCACCAUUGUACUUUUAUAGACAUCAUUUAUUGUACAUAUGACCGUCCUGAUGUUAUUCUAGACAGAAGCAAGGCGCGAAAAGGGUUGUGAUCUUUUGACUGAAGUGAUGGGCUAGAGUAAUUAAGGUUGUGGACUUUGUUUUAAAAAAUGAACACCAUAAUAAUCAGAGCACAUGUGAAUGUGACAAGAAUUCAACAGCUCAUAGAAAUGAAGAUGACACUAUUCACCUUACACAGAAAACUGGAAGGUUUGCAUUCUGCAGCGGGUGCAGUUCGGUGGAGGAGCAGUUAUCGACCAUCUCCUCUUUUGACAGCUGCUCCUGUUCGUGCUCUCAUAGAUGAACGGAUCAGCAUUAAAGGGACUUUCCUUCCCCCACACUGCCCAAUUACACUAUGUGCACAAAUGCACAGUGAGGAUGGUGACCUAUGGGAGGCAUUUGCCCAUUAUAAUACAAAUUCAGACGGCACUGUGAACUUGACCAGGGACCAUUCGGUUGGGGGCUCAUAUUUGGGCUGUGAGCCAAUGGGACUCUUCUGGGGAAUGCAGGGGGAUCCUGGGGUCAGAUUGAGGAAGAUAAACGUAUUGACUCCAUACACAGUGCAGAUAUCCUUGCUGGAGGGCCACAUUUCCCCCAGUGAGGCACAGGGCACUGAGCUAGCUACUGUAAUCACUGAGCGCUGGUAUAUAGCACCAGGCGUACGGAGAAUAGAUAUUCGUCAAAAUGGAGUUGUAGGGACGUUAUUCUUACCCCCUGGCCCGGGUCCAUUUCCAGGCAUGUUGGACCUGUGGGGAAUGGGUGGAGGACUGAUGGAGUACCGCGCUGCCCUGAUUGCAUCCAGAGGCUAUGCUAGUUUGGCCCUUGCCUUCCUGGGGCACAAAGAUUUACCUGGCCCACGCAACACCAUGAAUGUUGGUGAUUCAUAUUUCAAGGCAGCAUUUCACCUGCUUCAGAAUCAUCAUCAAGUCUGUGCCGACAGAGUUGGGAUCAUUGGUAUCUCUUACGGAUCCUACCUGGCUCUUCGAAUUGCCACUCAGACGGGUGUCAAACCAGCCUGUUUGAUUUGUAUCAAUGGCCCAAUAGGAAGUAACAUUCAGCUCUUAGAUGCAGAGGACGGGGCUGAUGACUUUAACAGUGACCAGAAACACUGGACGUUCGAUGAGCAAGGCCAUGUCAGUUUCAGAGAGGUGUCCUUACCUGCUAACAUUCGUCCUGAGGCCAUAUUGAAGAUAGAGAACAUUGCUUGCCCAUUAAUGGCCAUUGUAAGUGAAGAUGACCUGAGCACUGCAAGCAUAGAAAGUGCAAAUGUGAUUGAGGAGACUCUGAAGGCUGCGGGUAAAUCUGAGCUGUUCACCCGGUUGUCAUACCCCGGUGCCGGUCACCUGAUUGAGCCGCCUUACGCGCCAAAUGCAAGAUUAUCCCUGUGGCGCAAUAAACCAAAAAAAUUGUUCACUCUGUGGGGAGGUCAGUCCACCCCUCAUGCUGCUGCCCAGGAAGAUGCAUGGGAGAAGAUGCUGGACUUCAUGGAAAGCAAUCUGAGAAGAUGAAUCUGUGGUGAAGUGGACAUUAAAAAGAGAAAUGUCUUGUUUUAAAUCUGUUUGUGAACUGAUGCUUUUAUCUGAGAGUUUCACAUGCACAGAACAGACAUAUUUUUUUGUCACAGUCUUUGUCCUGUCUCCACCACUUGUUUUCCCUGUAGUGUUAGACUCAGCCCCUGUUUUUGAUCCAGGUUUCCCUUUUUUGCCACCUGCUCUGCUCUCAUCCAGCAUGUGAGCCAAGUCUCCACAGUCACUCACUGCCAGAUUGUCAUCAAUGAAGCACUCGUGACUCUCCAGCAUUUGUGCUUUCUGCUUGUCUUGGUUUUGAAUUGAUUUGUCCCUUGGACUCUGACCCUGCCUUGAUGAGAGAGAGGCUACUGAACUGAAUGAGCCACGGUCAGUGUGCACGUUGCACUCAAUCCAAGCUGUGUUGUAAAUAUCCACAUUAGCCGAGGCUGCACUGUCAAGCAGGAGCUUUCCCUUCUUAAAUAAGAAGUUAUUCUGCUGUUACAGGUCAGAAGAGGGUCUGUUUGUUUAAAGGACACUGAAAUGUGAAGGGUUGUUUGUAUCAUUUUAUUAUGCUGUUUUCUGUUCAAAAAAGAGUGACACCUUGCUGGCUAGUUUACCUGUUUCUUACAUAGCUAGUUGCCUACACUGCAAUAUGUAGUCCCACAGAACACUGGGUAAUUGAGAAAGGUUUGCAUCUAGAUAAGGAUGAAUCAAGCUGAUGUUUGAAAAAUUGGCACAAAGGCAGUAUGGAUUAUUUGAUCCUGUUACGGCUAGCUGUAUCUCAAUAAUCGGUAAGGACUCAGAGAAAUGCAGGACUCGCACUCAGGCUUGGAAAAGUAAAUAAUUUAAUGAAUACUGAAAUGAGGACUACGUAGAUGGGGGGCCGGUUACUGAGAUACUUCAGUAGAUCUCGGGCAGCUGGGGACGCUGUAUUGACUGGACGGCUAGAGGAGCAACGUUGAUCGAGAGGUGCGGCACACUAUGUUAGAGCAGAGGAUGAGAGUGUGAGACAGGAUAACAGGUACACAGGGAUAACGUCUAUAUCAAGUACUAGAACAGUGAUGAGGUGAUGAGGGUUGUAGGCAGAGGUCCAGUGCUGGGGGGGGAGAAAUCACAACCAAGUGCAGUGUACCUGAUUCAUAUGAGAGCUCUCUGACAGGAGACAAUUCAGUCCUCACACAUAAGUGGUACUCAAAAUCAGAAUGGCAAAAGGUUACAGAAAAAUCUGAUAUCUCAAACCACUGGCAAACAGUUCAUAACACAAGGUAGCAACCAAAAAUCAGAAGGGCAGGAAUCAGAUCAAAUCAAAUCAAAUUUUAUUUGUAUAGCACCAAAUCACAACAAAAGUCAU